Molecule: messenger RNA, 898 nt
Organism: Pyrgilauda ruficollis (rufous-necked snowfinch)
Lineage: Eukaryota; Metazoa; Chordata; Aves; Passeriformes; Passeridae
Gene: STAR
Product: steroidogenic acute regulatory protein
Exons: 7
Coding region: 1-852 (283 amino acids)
Biological process (GO): steroid biosynthetic process; regulation of steroid biosynthetic process; intracellular cholesterol transport
Cellular component (GO): mitochondrial intermembrane space; mitochondrion
Molecular function (GO): cholesterol binding; cholesterol transfer activity
Source: RefSeq, a predicted model, not a curated record
AUGCUGCCAGCCACGUCCAAGCUCUGCGCCGCCAUCUCCUACCGCCACCUGCGCAACAUGACCGGUCUGAGGAGACAAGCUGCUGUGGCCAUCAGCCAGGAGCUGAGCAGGCUGGCCAGCCGCAGCCCAGGACCCAGCGCCUGGAUCCACCAGGUGCGCAGGAGGAGCUCCUUGCUCAGCUCAAGGCUGGAGGAGAAACCCUUCAGCGAGACGGAAAUGUCUUACAUCAAGCAAGGAGAGGAGGCCCUGCAGAAAUCCCUCAGAAUCCUGGAGGACCAGGACGACUGGAAGACAGAGACAGUGGCGGGUAACGGGGACAAAGUGCUGAGCAAGGUGCUGCCAGACGUGGGGAAGGUGUUCCGGCUGGAGGUGGUGGUGGACCAGCCCCUGGACAGGGUGUACGGGGAGCUGGUGGACAACAUGGAGCAGAUGGGAGACUGGAACCCCAACGUCAAAGAAGUCAGGAUUCUGGAGAAGAUUGGGAAGGACACGGUGAUCACCCACGAGAAGGCGGCCGCGACCCCAGGGAACAUCGUGGGGCCACGGGACUUCGUGAGCGUGCGGUGCUCCAGGAGACGUGGCUCCACCUGUGUCCUGGCUGGGAUGUCCACCACCUACGGGGCCAUGCCCGAGCAGGAGGGCUUCAUAAGGGCUGAGAAUGGUCCCACCUGCAUGGUCCUGCGCCCGCUGCCCGGCAGCCCCUCCCAGACCAGGCUCACCUGGCUGCUCAGCAUCGACCUCAAGGGCUGGCUACCCAAGACCAUCAUCAACCAGGUCCUGUCCCAGACACAGGUGGACUUUGCCAAACACCUGCGGCAGCGCCUGGCCCGGUCGGUGCCUGCGGCCUGCUGACCACAACCUGCUGACCACAACCUGCUGACCACAACCUGCUGACCAC